Molecule: messenger RNA, 1815 nt
Organism: Closterium sp. Naga37s-1
Lineage: Eukaryota; Viridiplantae; Streptophyta; Zygnematophyceae; Desmidiales; Closteriaceae
Source: the annotation of a GenBank genome assembly
AUGGGGCAUGUGCAUGGGGCAUGGGGCAUGUGCAUGGGGCAUGGGGCAUGUGCAUGGGGCAUGGGGCAUGUGCAUGGGGCAUGGGGCAUGUGCAUGGGGCAUGGGGCAUGUGCAUGGGGCAUGGGGCAUGUGCAUGGGGCAUGGGGCAUGUGCAUGGGGCAUGGGGCAUGUGCAUGGGGCAUGGGGCAUGUGCAUGGGGCAUGGGGCAUGUGCAUGGGGCAUGGGGCAUGUGCAUGGGGCAUGGGGCAUGUGCAUGGGGCAUGGGGCAUGUGCAUGGGGCAUGGGGCAUGUGCAUGGGGCAUGGGGCAUGUGCAUGGGGCAUGGGGCAUGUGCAUGGGGCAUGGGGCAUGUGCAUGGGGCAUGGGGCAUGUGCAUGGGGCAUGGGGCAUGUGCAUGGGGCAUGGGGCAUGUGCAUGGGGCAUGGGGCAUGUGCAUGGGGCAUGGGGCAUGUGCAUGGGGCAUGGGGCAUGUGCAUGGGGCAUGGGGCAUGUGCAUGGGGCAUGGGGCAUGUGCAUGGGGCAUGGGGCAUGUGCAUGGGGCAUGGGGCAUGUGCAUGGGGCAUGGGGCAUGUGCAUGGGGCAUGGGGCAUGUGCAUGGGGCAUGGGGCAUGUGCAUGGGGCAUGGGGCAUGUGCAUGGGGCAUGGGGCAUGUGCAUGGGGCAUGGGGCAUGUGCAUGGGGCAUGGGGCAUGUGCAUGGGGCAUGGGGCAUGUGCAUGGGGCAUGGGGCAUGUGCAUGGGGCAUGGGGCAUGUGCAUGGGGCAUGGGGCAUGUGCAUGGGGCAUGGGGCAUGUGCAUGGGGCAUGGGGCAUGUGCAUGGGGCAUGGGGCAUGUGCAUGGGGCAUGGGGCAUGUGCAUGGGGCAUGGGGCAUGUGCAUGGGGCAUGGGGCAUGUGCAUGGGGCAUGGGGCAUGUGCAUGGGGCAUGGGGCAUGUGCAUGGGGCAUGGGGCAUGUGCAUGGGGCAUGGGGCAUGUGCAUGGGGCAUGGGGCAUGUGCAUGGGGCAUGGGGCAUGUGCAUGGGGCAUGGGGCAUGUGCAUGGGGCAUGGGGCAUGUGCAUGGGGCAUGGGGCAUGUGCAUGGGGCAUGGGGCAUGUGCAUGGGGCAUGGGGCAUGUGCAUGGGGCAUGGGGCAUGUGCAUGGGGCAUGGGGCAUGUGCAUGGGGCAUGGGGCAUGUGCAUGGGGCAUGGGGCAUGUGCAUGGGGCAUGGGGCAUGUGCAUGGGGCAUGGGGCAUGUGCAUGGGGCAUGGGGCAUGUGCAUGGGGCAUGGGGCAUGUGCAUGGGGCAUGGGGCAUGUGCAUGGGGCAUGGGGCAUGUGCAUGGGGCAUGGGGCAUGUGCAUGGGGCAUGGGGCAUGUGCAUGGGCAUGGGGCAUGUGCAUGGGGCAUGGGGCAUGUGCAUGGGGCAUGGGGCAUGUGCAUGGGGCAUGGGGCAUGUGCAUGGGGCAUGGGGCAUGUGCAUGGGGCAUGGGGCAUGUGCAUGGGCAUGGGGCAUGUGCAUGAUGUGCAUGGGGCAUGGGGCAUGUGCAUGGGGCAUGGGGCAUGUGCAUGGGGCAUGGGGCAUGUGCAUGGGGCAUGGGGCAUGUGCAUGGGGCAUGGGGCAUGUGCAUGGGGCAUGGGGCAUGUGCAUGGGGCAUGGGGCAUGUGCAUGGGGCAUGGGGCAUGUGCAUGGGGCAUGGGGCAUGUGCAUGGGGCAUGGGGCAUGUGCAUGGGGUAUGGGGCAUGCGCAUGGGGUAUGGGGCAUGUGCAUGGGGUAUGGGGGUGAAGAACGAGAACUUGUUGCUGUAGGAGUAGCAGCCAUGGUGGCUGGGGAGAAGAGGUAG